UCGCCGAAGGGCAAUUCCAUGGAUUCCUCGCUGAGGCGGCGGAAAAUACUAGAAAGUGAGAAACUGGGCUCUCCCCUUUGGAAAGUUAGAAAAGUCCCCUACACCGACAGUGUGCGCGGCGCUCCAUCGAGAGAUGUGUGGGGGACUUAGGACUACAUUUCCCGUGAGGCGCUGAAUUUGACCCGGAAGAGUCAAGUCUGCUCUCAACAAUUGUUGACAGUGAAAAUAUAGGGAAACACGUACACGGACGCUUGUAUUUUUCUAGCAGACGCAUCCGCCUUCUUACCUUAGAGGGCGUCGUGUUUUCAGAAACGCGGUUUCCUUCGGCCCCCGAAUGGGUUCUUGAGCUUCGAGAGGCGGAAGAGUGACGCUAGGGGUCGGAAGGCAGAGGUUAGAGAGCCGAAUUGGCGGGAGAAUAGGUUUGUGUUCCCAGAGCUGAGGCUGUAGAGGCUCCUUGAGGUUCCUGGACCCGGCGGAGGGGCGUUGAGCACAUCUCUGAGGAAGAUGAUGAGCAUGACAGAAACCCGUCACCUCAAAGAACUCACUGCUUAGUAAUGAGGCACGCAAGGGAGACAAUCACCAAAAACAAAAACAGCAGCAAUUGUGAAGCCUUAGCAGCACAUGGACUGCAAUGCCUGACAUGUGGAUGAUGUUCACUCAGGGUUUGUUUCCCACUACAAUGGCCUGCCCCACUUUGACUACUGUCUGACUGCCAGCCCUCUGGAGCGCGAUUGCCAAUGUCAGAGUAUUGUGAGGAAUCUUCCUCUUCUGGAAACUAACAGGACAAAAACAUAGGCAGUACCAAGGUGGAGACGGAAGAAAUCUUGGGAGAAAGCAUCUUUGCCUUGUACUGGGACAGCUCCUGAGUCUACCAUGGCUCCCGUGAAGAUCAGCCAUGUGGUGUCAUUUUCCUCUCAGGAUCCCAAAUAUCCUGUGGAGAACUUGCUGAACCCAGACAGUCAGAAGGGACCUUGGCUCAGCUGCCCUCAGGACAAGAGUGGACAGCUCAAAGUAGAACUCCAGCUGGAGAGGGCCGUGUCCAUUGGCUACAUCGAUGUGGGGAACAGUGGCUGUGCCUUCCUGCAAAUUGACGUGGGUCGGUCUUCCUGGUCUCUGGACAAACCUUUUGUCACACUGCUCCCUGCCACCAUGCUGAUGUCCCGAACUGAUUCAAAGCAAGGAAAGAACCGCUCAGGAGUGCGCAUGUUCAAGCAUGAUGACUUCUUGGCUGCAGCCUCAGGGGAGUCCUGGGAUCGGCUUCGCCUGACCUGCUCUCAGCCCUUCACAUGCCAACAGUCCUUUGGCCUGGCCUUCCUGCGGGUGCGGUCGUCUCUGGACUCCUCAGAUGACAGUGCGACGGAUCCCAUAGCCACGGGGAACUCUGAGCUGAGCCAGGUCUCUUCUGAGGACCCUGCCGUGGACCACAGCCCCUGGCUGGCUAAUCCUUCCAUCCGGAGGACUUUCUUCCCAGAUCCCCAGAUGAACACCAAGGAAAUGACAAAGCUGCACGAUCUCCUAAAGCAGCUGCAGCCAGGGGCCCUGGGACGGUCAGCCCACAUGGUGCUCUCGGCAGCGCGAAAGGCACCUCCAGCCCGAGUGGCAAGCCCACAGAGCCACCGCUCAGACCCAGGGCCCAGUCACAUGGACAGUACAGAGCCCAGAGCAGAGGAGCAAUGCUCAGAGAAUGACGAGGGCAGAAGGAAGAGGCGGAAAGUACGGCAUCCACGGCCUCAAUCCACCUCGAACCCUAAGCUCAACAGGAAGGGCACGGCAAAGGCAGGAGCAAGAAAACAGCACCUGUCCGAGGCCCAGCACAGUGGUACCCAGGAGAGUGGACAGUGCCCGCUUUGUGCAGGCUCCUUCAGCAUUGAGCUUCUCCCCCUGCACGCGGCCACUUGUGGAGAGACCACCCCACCUCGCCCGGCUUCUCCCUCAUCGUCAUCAUCUUCAUCGCCAUCUGUACUAUGGGUGUCCUCCCCAGAGAGUUCACCACACGUUCCCUGGGUCCAGUGCCCUAUCUGCCAGCUGUCAUUCUCAGCAAGAGAAGUCGAGGAGCAUGCCAGCAUGUGUGGGGAGACCCCCGAGGCAUGAGCUGGAACGUCCUGUGUCCUGAGCCCCAGCCCCUGGACUAAGAUAGGGGAAUGCAUCUCUGGACAGCCUGGAAGGACUGCUGAAGCCAAGCCAACCUCACACAUUCCCUCUGGGCCCAGCUUGCUCUCAACUCUGUUGUCAGGGCUCCUGUUGCCAUGGCACCAGAUUCUCCUAAAGACACCUCAAUCCUUCCCCCCUUGGAAUUUCAUGGCAAUUUGGUGCUCUCUCUGGGGCUGCCGGAAUGUCAUCCUCCUGAGGAGCGCUACGCACCACCAGGCCCACUAGCCUGAAAGGGAAACAGGCCCAGAAAAAAGGAAAAGCAUGGCCUGACCCAUCCGACUCCAUAGGGGCUGGGAAGAUGAGUGGUCUUUGAGCAGGAGACUGACAUCUGGCCUCCCAUGCGUCAACUCUCCGCAGCCUUUGUGGAUGAGGCAACAGCACUGCUGUGUGGCUUUGCGCAAGUUAUUUAUCACAGGUCCCACGUUCACAUCAGUGACUGAGCGAGGACAACCUUAUGCUGUCUGAGCUGUCGCAAGGAGGAGAGGGUCUGAGGGUGGAGCAGUGCUGGGCAUGCCCCACCACCCAGCCACAAGGGCAAGUGGUCGCAGCAGAGGUGCCUACAGUGCCAAACACCA
Molecule: messenger RNA, 2726 nt
Organism: Ochotona princeps (American pika)
Lineage: Eukaryota; Metazoa; Chordata; Mammalia; Lagomorpha; Ochotonidae
Gene: XNDC1N
Product: XRCC1 N-terminal domain containing 1, N-terminal like
Exons: 12
Coding region: 874-2091 (405 amino acids)
Biological process (GO): single strand break repair; base-excision repair
Cellular component (GO): nucleus
Molecular function (GO): damaged DNA binding
Source: RefSeq, a predicted model, not a curated record